GCUCGCUGCGCACCAGCGCGGCCAAUGGACGCAUUACCUAUCGUCGUUGUGGACGGGGUCGAGGGUAUCGCGUAGUAGCGAGGCGCUUUUCUAUCAUGGCGAAUCCGAGGAAAUUCAGCGAGAAGAUCGCUUUGCACAACCAGAAACAAGCUGAAGAAACGGCGGCGUUCGAGCAGAUCAUGCGGGAAGUGAUGGGGGCAACCCGAAACAACCAUGGGCAAGACAAUAUGCAGGGUUAUGCAACUUCAUAUGACAGCUCUUACAUCCAGCAAGCUGCCAAUGGGGCAUACUCAAAGCACCAGCUCAGCAUCUCACCUUCCCUGGGUGCCUACCGGGGUGGCUCAUUGCCGAAUGUGAACCAGAUGAGUGGAGGGCCGGCCCACAGCAUCGACCUGCAGGGGGCGCUCAGUCACCUCGAGGACAUGCGCCAAGGCCGUGAGGCGGCUGCAGUGCUUCCUGACCGACCACAUGUGCGUGAACGGGGCCGUCAUGCCACUGCUCCUCACAAAGGCCGACAAAUGGCCUUUGACAAGCGUGUAUCCUUCUGGUUUGGUGCUCAGGCCGACGUGUCUCCAUACAGCUCGUCUCUCUACCUUUCCCCGCCACCUGACACCAGUUGGAGAAGGACCAACUCGGAUUCAGCACUGCACCAGAGCGCACAGACUCCUCAGGAAAAUUUUCCCGGAGUUGGGCCUGCUUGUGGGCAGCGCAGAGGUACCGACCCUGUCACAGCUCGGGAAUUGGACCAGAUGUACCGUGACUGUACUGCACGAGUUGAUGGCUUUGGGCAGGAGAUCAUGGGUAUACAGGAUAUGAACAGCAUGGCCAUGGAUGGAAUGAAUAUGAAAAGUUACUGGGACCCAAAGGGAGGAGGGGGAGGUGACUGCUAUGGGAACAGCCUUUCCAGUAUGGGAUGUGAAAUUUCAACCCAGCAACAGCAUCAGCAACAGCAGCACCGACCAAAAUCCUGUGAUGUCCCUGGAAUCAAUAUUUACCUGCCCCAGGAUGAGAGCAGUGAUGGCGUAGCAUUGGCAGCCGGCAGCCCCAGUGCAACAGUGGCAUCUCCUCAGGGGGCAGGGGGACCUAGCUCCGGAAACCUUCAGGCACCCCCCAUGGGCAACGGCAACACGGGAUCGCUUCCCGACCUGACCAGCCUGCACUUUCCGCCACCCCUGGCAACCCCACUCGACCCCUCGGAGGAGCUUGCUCACCAGCAGCAGGGAGCCAGCCCGGGGCCACCGUCUCUGCCGCCCAUGCACCCUGGCAAUGCAGGUUCCCCGGGCUCUCCACGUGGCUGCACGAGCCCAUCGGGGGGCCGACAUGCGAGCCCAGGCCCUGCGCCGUCACCGUCAUCGCGGCGCCGGGCGCACCAUAAUUCGACAAGCAUGGUGCUGGGCUCAGGAGGUCGCCUGCAUGGUCCCAGCGGGCAGCAGGCUGCCACGGUGGGGGCACCCUCCGGGCAAGUACGUGCACACUCCCCCCUGCACCGCCGACACCACCGACCCCACCCACCCCGGAUCACCGUUGAGGGCCUUACCAUGGACACGAACGCACUUUCCUUGGAUGGCUAUGGAGGUAGUUCUCAACAAGCCCAGCAGCAACAGCAUCAGCAACAGCAGCAGCAUCAGCAGCAACAGCAGCAGCAACAGCAUCAGCAACAGCAUCAGCAGCAUCAGCAGCAGCAACAACAGCAGCAGCAACAACAGCAUCAGCAGCAGCACCAGCACCAGCAGCAACACCAGCAGCACCAGCACCAGCAGCACCAGCAGCACCAGCAGCACCAGCAGCAGCAGCAGCAGCAGCGGCAGCUGGGCUACUACCCACCCCAUUCACCACAAGUUCUGGGCCAGAAUCCCGGCUCUCCUCUGGGUUAUCCCCCCUCAUCACCUACCCUAUCCCAAACGCCAGCCAGUCCUCGGCCGCGGCAGUUGUACCAAGGCGGUGCACCACCUUCCGAGCGGUCAGGCAGUGCCCCUGCAUCCCCAGUGUCUCAUGGUGCACCAUCUCCUGUGUCUUCUCCAAGUGCGGUGGGCAGUCCGUACGGCUCCGGUGGUUACCGGACAGGGUCUGCCCUAGGCAGCACGUCACCCUUGCAGCAGCAGAUGGAACAGUUCCGGGUUGCAGCCGGCAGCACUGAUGACUCUGCUUCACCCUCUGCCAUUGCAACGCAGAACCAAUACUUUGUGAUGCCUGACGGGAGGUACUGUAGCAACCCAAACAUCCCAACCAGUGCUUCCUCGGGGAGCGUGUUCUUCCCGGACAUGGGUCCAGGGUCGGGAAUGGCCGGGGAUGCCUUAAGCUGUUCCAUGCCUUACUCUCACGACUCACUAUAUUACACGGGUGACUUGCAGUACUCAGCAAAAACGGCUGCCAGUCCUUCGAGUGGAGCACCACAAACACCCCAGACACCUACCAGCAUCCCUGACAUCAUCCUAACAGGGCCUGGCACAGAUGAGGCAGCUCUGCUCAAAGGGGCCCUGCAGCAGGGCAAGGUGGAUGGCCAGUCUCUGGGCUCAUUUGACUCAGCUGACCUGUUCUCUGCUGAGGAGGCCCUCCGCGCAGGCCUUGACCCUAUCGACAUUGACGGCCUGCAGAUCCUGACCGAUCCUGACAUGGCGGUGAUCAGUGACCCUGCCGCUGAAGAAGCCUUCCGCCUCGACCGGUCGUAGUGGUCGCCACAGCUAUGGCCGCCCCAGGAAGAGGAAGAGUACGAGGAGGAAGAAGAAGUGCUUAGGGCGCCAGAGACUCCGCGGGCGCAGCCAGAUGCGGGGCGAGCCACGGCUAGCGAAGACCGCCACGAUUGAACCGAGGACACACACAGACCUUGCACUCCCUCCUUGCCUCCUGCGCUCUCCCUGUAUCUCUUAUUGUCAUGCUUGACUUGGGAUGUUCGUUCCGCUCUCCCCAUUUUUAUACCCAUGUUGGUAGCACCUUUGCGUGCUCUCACUUACAACCAGGGGUGAGCUUGUUUGUGGGGGAGGGAGAUCACCAACGAUGUGCAGAACAGUCCAAAGCAAGCCAACUGCUUAUGCUGAGCAUAUAAUGACUGUGUGCUAGGUAUAUGUUUCAUCUUGACAAAACCCAUUAUUGGUCAUGCUUUGACUGCUAUUGACCAGUGUACCAUCAGUUGGUGGACAAACUUCUGCGUUGGCAUCCCUGCGUGACUUGCAUGUUUGUGAUUUUAGAGGGCAUGGAGCACGUGAAAAGGUGAAUGCAGUGCUUUUGGUGCAGCAAGGUGAAUAGUGGGUCUCAGCAGUGUUCUGAAGGAAGAACGAAAGUCAUUUGCCCUCCUGUUUUUCUCCCGAGUGUCUUGCUGUUUGCGGAAAUCUUGGGAUCACAUGCAGUCCUGUCUACACGUCUGCAGACUGGGGAAACUGAUGAAAGUCUGGCAAGCACCCAUUUGGCCUGUGCAAUUGUGGGCAAGCUUUGCCUUCACAUUAGCCGAGAAAGUGCGGGUGGCACCACUUGGGCUAAUUGCACCUCAGAUGUCACUGUGAGAUUGCAAGAUGCAGCUUUCUUUCUUGUUUUUUUGCAAAUGCUGUAAAUAACAGCCGAGAUGGGGUGGCUGCUGUCUUGAGAGGCUGAUGGCCUAAUGCUAUGACCUCAUAGCAGCAGUUUGUGGCAUGUCAGUCCCGACUUUGUUGCAGCGAUUGCUGCUAACACUUUUCAAAGGCAGUGGAAAUUCCUGCUCGUGGUGCAUUGACGAAUGCAAGUGGCAUUAAUGCACCAAACUUGCAGCUUCGGUGCAAUGGUGAUACCCAGUAGUUGUGCCAGGCUUUCUUGUGCAGUUGUGGCAUUCCAAGCCCCAUUUUAUCAGCUUUCACUAAAGCGGGCAACAGCAGUCGGUAAGUGUGUGCCCAACUACCUUCGGACUGCGGCAGAGUCACCAGACAGCUCUCAUAGCACUUCAAGAUAUAAAGUUGUGUGUACAGUAUGAAUUUGUUUUAAAAGUUGCUUGUUUGUCCAUCCAUAAGCCUUAGCCCUGUGGCAGUGGCAGCAGGCCAAAUUGACGCUAGGCUGAUGUCUUUAGAGCCAUAUUGUUUGUUGUGUAAAUAUAUAUGACGUGAAGAGUUUAAGUCUCAGUACCUCUUUAUUUUUGUUGUUGUCAUGGUUUGGCGCGCAUGCAUGCCCAAAGCUAUCGCCCUUUUUUUGUAUACUGAAUAUUAAAUGGGGAGUCGGGAUUGAUAGAUCAUGUAAAAGAUUGAACUUUUUCAAAAUGGAAACAUUGCUACUUCACAGUACUUUCAUCCUCACCUUCAUCCGUGGUUCUCAUGUUAUAUACAGUACUUGAGCUGUAAUGUCAACUUGUAUAGCAUUUUCUUUUCUUCAUUUCCUUAAAAUGCAAAUUUCAGACCCAAAGUAACCUGUAAGAACGGUACCUUGACAUCAAUUUUUAGCUAAUACAAUAUAUAUUUCAUUCAGAAUGAAGCAUAAUAAGCCGAUCACAGUAUGUUGCUAGGGAAAUCCCUGAUAUAUAAUUCAUGGUUUUCCUCCUAUGGCAUUUCCUAGGAUCAUACUGUAUUUAUGGUAGGACUACUGAGCACCAGUGUGGUAAAGAAUCAAAAUGUUUUGAUCUGAUAAGUGCUUCCAACAUCAUGUUUCUAAUACAGUUAACUUCCGUUAAUACGGCCCUGACGGGACUGACAAAAUUGAUCGACUUAUUCGGCGGGUUGAAUUAAAGAAGAUGCAAAAAGAACUGUCAAAACACACCAUUGAUUCAUUUGGCAGUAUUUGCACGAUGCUAACACGCCCCCGACUCAAACGUGCACCCGGUUUCUAUGUGUCCAAAGUAUAAAUAUAAUGUUGAGAACAUUAAAGCUCAUAAACAAAUCUAGCACGUGCAAUCAGUACAAAUCUAACACGGGCCCAAUCUUUUAGCAAGGAAAAUGAGAAAGGAUCUAAUAUGUGUUGCACAGUGGCAACCAGUACUCCAAAGUCAGCUUCGCCGCAAUGCAGUGUGUGUGGAAAAGCAUACAAAGGCCGCAAACACUAAUUUUGGUCGUAUUUUCGCAGGCAAAAAAAGGGUGCUUGUUAGAAUUGGGUAAUUAUCGUAAUUAGCCAUUGUGAGCUGCUGUUAUUGCUUGGAAAUCUUCCUAAGGCAGGCCGAAAAUAGGCGUUUUUGACGGGAGAUGGGGUGUGCUCAAAGCAUUCACUGUUAGCUAACCUGAGACAGAUGCUGCUAGUAAAGGAGUCGCAUUUGGGGGCACCAAAGGGGCCAGGCGCAUGCAUGCUGAAUGGGCAAGUUCAAAUUAUUCAUAGAAGACCAAUUUUAGGAUCGAAAUAACAAUAGUUUGGCUCAUAGAAAUGUAUGGGUGUUGGCUGGGAUCUUCGAUCGGGAUCAGGUUAAGCAAAAAAUUGACUUAACUGGAGUCGAAUUCUUGGAAGCUUACUGGGUCGUUUCCAUGUGAAACGUCCCAGACCCAAAAGUGACCAUCAUUGAUUUUCUUGAAGAAAUUUGGCUACAUGGCUAUUGUGUGAAUAAGGUUUCACCAAAGUAUUUUCAUCAAGAAAAAUUUUUUUUGAUCACAUGAGUGCUCUUUGAAAUUUCCAGAAAGAUGCAAAAGUUGGUUGAAGGUACUUUUUUUUUUAUUCAGGUCUGAAACUAGGUGCAAUAACAAAUUUUAUUUUAGAGCAUUGUAUUGGCAUCCUUCUUUCAUGACGUCAUAAUUGAAUGCAUUUUAGAAUUUCCCGUGUUUAUUUGGCUCAGUAAAAAAGCAAUAAAAGUUGCAUUUUCAGAAAUUUUUUGCAUAAACUGCGCUAUUUUUUGAGCUACCAUAAUUUUUCUUCCUUUUUGCCUGUUACUAAAGUCUCUGCUAAAGAUAAUUUGAAAUUAUUAAUAAAUGUAUUUUUUUAGAAUAAUACCCCCAAAGCUGGCAAGAAGUGGAUCUCUUGUGAUAUUCAAGCCAAAUUUAAGCAUUAAGGCCCUCCAUUUAAAAAUAUGUCAGAUAGCUCAAUAUAUGCACCAACAUCUUAGCUUGUGAUUUAGAAAUUUUCAUUCAAUUAAAUUUUGUCUGAAGCGAGAAAACAGUUUACAGGGACUCUAGUAACAGGCAAAAAGGGAGAAAAAUUAUGGUGGCUAAAAGAAUAAUGCAGUUUAUGCAAAAAAGUUUUGAAAAUGCAACUUUUAUUGCUUUUUUACUGGGCCAAAUAAACAUGAAAAAUUCUAAAAUGCACUCAAUUAUAACAUAUACAAAAGAAGGAUGCCAAUAUAAUGCGCUAAAAUAAAAUGUGUUAUUGCACCUAGUUUCAGUCCUGAAUAAAAAAAAUUUACCUCCAACCAACUUUUGCACCUUUGCGGAAAUUUCAAAAAAGGGCUUACGUGAUCAAAAAAUUAUUUUCUAGAAAAUCAAUGAUGGUCACUUUUGGGUCUGGGACGUUUCGCGUGGAAUGACCCUACUGUGUACCCGUGGUUCUUAAACAUUUACCUUUUGUGGAAGAACUUGAUGCACUCCAAGUCAUUCAUGGUCUUACCAACUUUAGUAUGGCAUUUCGCCUGGUUGUAUGAUUGCAGGCUGUAAAAACCUUGAGUUGAAGGGGGAACCAAAAUGAAUUACUUCGUUACAACCAUUACCCUAUUAUAAUAAUUUGCCUUCACAGCCAUCAUUGCCUGCUAAAUGGGAGAGGGGGGGGGCAGUUUCUUUUGGUUAAGCCAACGCAAAUGCAGCAGCCAAUCAUGGACGGUGAAAAAUUGAAAAAAAGAGCACACAUGUUUAAAUUAUUCUUCCAAUGAAGCCAAUAGUCCUUUAUCGAAUAUCCACCUCUCACUUUAGUGAAGUGCUUCGAAAAUGAAAGGAUCUUUUUCAGCGUUGAUUGACCGGAAGCCCCUCCGUACACGUUGCCACUGACCAAAUUAACCACUGCCAACCUACCCUUCUCCGCACUCUUCCUUAUCCCCUCAGCUUCUGUCAUCAAGCGGAAUUUUCGUAGUCUCAUCUUGUUCCUAGCAAAAUCUAUCUUAUCUGCCAUUUGCUACAAUUGUGUCAAAGUGCGAGCAUGCAUCAUCAGUGAAAACAGAAACUUCAGAAGCAGGAAUUAUGGAAGUUGAACUGUUGCAAUGGCCAAAUUGGAAAAUGGUGACGUUCAUCAAAGGUUGGCACUACUUAGUAAAAAGAAUGGUGACUCCUGGAUGGAAGGCUUUAGAUUACUAGCAAUAUGCUUGCAUUAGAUAAUGAAAAGAUGAAACUGAAGAAAUGUGCUGAAUUACAUUAAACGUAAUCUAAAAUUGAGGAAAAAUAGCCAUCCAAUGACAAAUAUAAUCUAAAAUUGAGGAAAAAUAGCCAUCCAAUGACAAAUACUGUGGUUGUGGGUUAUGCUUCCUUCUAGUGCUAUUAGCUAAAUGAGGAAAAUUGAUGUCAGUUUGCAUUUUGCUUCCACUCCCCAUAUUCAUGUGUAUAACUCACUCAUGCAUCUAGCCUGUACUCCCAGUUGCAGCCUUCAGAGAAUGGUUAAAGGACACCCUCAAGUAAAACUUGUGCCAAUAACUGCAUGCAAUCGCACAAAGCUCUUUCUAUGAAAAAAGAACUUGGCACAAUUUAAGGCAAAAUACAUAGCUCCAGAAACAAUUUUGUUUUGUGCCAUUAGAGUUUGGCAUGUGCGUGACAGCAGCAUUGCUGUGCGUUGCUGUUAAGCUGGCCCUUGAGCAAAAUUUGUGCACAUCCACGCCCCAAUGUUGUACUUAAGCAUCUUGAACCUUUGGUGCAGGUUAUACAAGUGCAAAUACAGCGUGUUCUUAUCUGUGGUGUACUGUGGAGUAACUGCCUCAUACUAUGGCUGUGUUCCAGUACUUGCCGUAGACGGCAAAGUAGAUGGCCAAGCGGACAGAAGCCAUCUUAAGUCUGGUUACAAUACUCACGAAGACGUCAAAGUAGACAGCUUAGCGAAGACAGCAUCAAAGUCAAAGACGAUGCAGGCUACUUUUCUGUCCAAACAAGAUGGCGGCUGAGCAGGACACUUGGAAAGCGACGGGAAGGUUUUCUGCGCACAAGAAAAUGUAUACAUGCUAUCCUACACCCUUAAUACAAGCUACGUCAUGUUUUUCAUAAUGGUAGACGCAAAAGCUUAAAAUACAUAAAUGUGCGCUUUUCUGAACUUUUUCCUGUGGCCGUGAGGUGGCAUCAUGUUACAGAAUCGUCUUUCAUACGUUUUCCAGACGGCUCGAAGUGCUUUCCAUUACAUGGCCUCGAAGCUGUCUCAGCUGUCUCCUUAGCUGUCUACGUAGACUGUCUCUGAUGCUGGCCAGAAUUGGAACGCAACCUAUGUCUUUAAGAGCAGAGGCACUUAACACAGCAUUGUAGCAAAGAUGCAUAACUGUACCUCUUAAGAGUUACCUCUUAACUUAAAGAGGUCUCUCUAACUGUUUAUAGUGAGAUUAAAUUUUUUUUUUUCAUUCUGUGGCAUUGAGGCAACAAUAUUGCACGAACACUAUUGCAAUCUCCCUAUAGCUUAUUUUAAUGGUUUAUAUGCCCAGUGUGUACUUGUUACGCGUAGAAAUGUAGCAUUUAUAUUGAUGACAUUGUGUCAUUUUUGUUAUGGCUACACUGGAAUUUAAACACAGUGGCUAUUUCGUUGUUGUGGUAGCCUAGUCUUCACCACAUUUCACCAUUAAUGGUGAAAUUUCAGUAUUCAGAAACCACCACUGUUUGAACAUUUUCGAUUGUACAUCAUGGGGGGUUUGUUUCAUAGCAGACCUUUCUUUUCUAUUAAGUUUUCUACAUUUAUUGCAUGUGUGUGUGUGCAUUGUGACAUACAAUCACAAAUUGCUCUCUUGCAUCAGUCAUUUUAUUAUAAAUUUGUAUUGACAUUGGUCGAUAUGGGGCAUCUGAAGAAUGGUGUUUUGCAUGUUUGUACAUGUGAUCUCUGCUAAAAUGUCUAUACACAAACUGACUAAAACUACAGGCUCACUGUACUUACUGGUCAUGUAAAUUUGGUUGUGGUUAUUUGUAGAGGCAAACAUACUUUUGAGAAAUAUUGCCACAUUAGCCUCGAGAAGUGCCAAGUAGUUGUGCUUUGGGAGCUUUUCUGGUGACUCUGCAUGUGGAUGUGCUACCGAUAUUGCAAUUGGUAAAAUUAAAGGGAAGCUUUGUGCAGAAAAUGGAAGGUGUUAAAUGAUACUAGUAUUGUAGAAACUUUCUUUUAACAGCCAUUUCUUUUAGCACAAUACUGAGGCAUGUUCUGUUAUUCAGUUUCUGCACUGAAAACGGCUAGGCUUACGUGCAAGCAUUUACACUUGUGCGCUGUGGGCAUGUGCAAUGAACCCUUGGUGGGGAUGCUCAGCUUAACUUAGGCUGUGUAAAUUUCUUUAUUUGUUUGUCGCUGUAGAUACUAAAUGAAUUCUUUAUUCUCACCUAGCAUUCCAAGCAAAGCUUAAGAGUUACGACCAUGAAAUUGAUGCCCUUAAAGUCUUGCCAGCUUACGGUUGAGCCAACAAAAAUGAUGGAAGAAGCACUUGUUAAAUGCACAUUUCGGGAGUGAGCUUUGAGAGAAGCUUGUUAUUGCUGUCAAGGCUUCUUUGCCAUGGCAAUUUGGGAGCACUGAUGUGGUUUGUACAAAAGCAAGGACAGGUGUGUGAAGCAGGCAGGCAGUGUGUUGGUCACUGCACCAUAGCGUUAGUGUAGUUCCAUCUAGGAAGUUUUGCAUUUGAGUGAGUUGCUUGAUGGCAAGUGAUGGGUAGCAGCAUUCAGAGCUUGAAGAAAGAGGCAAUGUUGUCACAUUCAGCCAGCAGGAGUAUAAAUGCAUUUGUUGGAGGACUUGGAUGCUUGGUCAGAGGAGUCCCUCUGACCAAGUCCCUCAGAGGAGUGUUUGGGAUGAGGUCCUUGCUUUCCAUGUGUCAUUCUCUUGUGCUCCGUUCCCAAGAUUUUCCGCUUGAGGCACUCGUGCGCAGGUUCUUGUUAGCAGGGGCUUGCGCAUGCAUCUUUUCAUUUUCAAUGAUGGAGGGCAACAUGCACACUGUCACAGGGACCGAACAUACCUCUUCCUUUCUGCACCUAUCUCUCCUGCUGUUCAUGAGAAAGGAGGAGGAAUGAUGAACGAUGACAUGUGUUUUUUGCUGUACAGUUUCACUAGGUUUUUUUUUCUAUACUUCUCUUUCUAUCUCUGUAUUUCGCCCUCCCUCCUUGAUAGUGUCAUUUCUCGGUGCAGAAUUUUGUGUGGGGAAUGUUUCAGAACCAUGGGUCACCGCAUUCCCUAUUGUCUCAUUAUCAGGCGUUUUUGUAGUGAACUUGUGGCCAUUCGCAGAAAAUGCGUGCCCACCAUGUUGUGGCUAAGGCUCAGUUGAAGAGGCUUCUCCUGCAGGCUUGAUUUAUGAGAACUGCUUGUCAGGCAGCAGUGGUGUUGGGAGAAUAUUGUUAAAGGUACGAAAAUGUAAUGAACUUUUCAGACAGUAACAAUACAGGCUUUAAAGCUUGAAUCACUGUGACGCAUGUGAGACUGGAAGGAUGGAGAUUAUGGGCAGGAAAAUACAGAAUUGGCGUACGGUUAUUGCUACAUUUCGGUAACCAUUCAUGCUUUUCUGCUUGUGUGAGUGGGCAAAGUGUUGCUGGUAUAAUUUGAGGCAUGUUUUAGCAACCAAAAAUGCGCUGUACUUGGUAUUGGGGUGACCACAAUCGCAACCCAGCUAGCUGUCUAAAGUACUGCAUCUCGUUGUGUUGCUGUCUUGCCUGGCAGCAUUCUUAAGCGUGCUGUGGGCAUUGAUGCAGGAGGAGCCUGUGCAUGCUGCAGCCAAGCAACAGCCACAUGUUUUUGUAUAAUACUGUACAGCAUAAACAGGAGCCCGCACUUUUCUUGCGGAAACAAACUGCCAUACUGCUCCCCCCUCUGACUUGGUGUAGCAGAUCUGACACCAGAAAACGGAUUUGAGUGCCGUGUGUGAAAGCAAUCAACUUGUAAAAAGUUUUGUUUGUUCUAAUGUUUUCCCCCCUCCCCCUUUUUUAAUAUCUCGCCUUUUUCUCUUGGUUCUUGUGACCACUCGCCCAUACUUUUGCGAGUGUUCAGCACGCAAUGUCUUGUUCGUUGACGUUUGUUGACAUAUAACGGCUGCCCGUUCUUUCACCCACCCCUCUGCCGUCGUUUCGUGACCCUCCCGGGACGCUGCGUGUGAAUGGCACCGCCUAGACCACAUACGUGGUCGCCGUUCAAAGAGCGCGUCGCUGCACCCUUUGUUCGGGAUUUGUUAGCGUCUUCUUGCCAAGUUGUCUGCUCAAGAUAUUAUGUUGUUCGUGUUCGUAAUGGUUUUAUCAUUUGUACAGUGAAUCAUUAUCAAUGAAGAAAAGUUACAAAGUUUU
Dermacentor albipictus is the source of this 11279-nucleotide messenger RNA. RefSeq names its product CREB-regulated transcription coactivator 1-like. Gene Ontology annotation, molecular function: cAMP response element binding protein binding. Gene Ontology annotation, biological process: positive regulation of transcription by RNA polymerase II; protein homotetramerization. Gene Ontology annotation, cellular component: nucleus; cytoplasm. Lineage: Eukaryota; Metazoa; Arthropoda; Arachnida; Ixodida; Ixodidae. The record is from RefSeq and is a predicted model, not a curated record.